This is a messenger RNA of Drosophila sulfurigaster albostrigata, 1829 nucleotides long. Its product is annotated as odorant receptor 85c-like. Gene Ontology annotation, molecular function: odorant binding; olfactory receptor activity. NCBI's taxonomy places the organism in Eukaryota, Metazoa, Arthropoda, Insecta, Diptera, Drosophilidae. The coding region runs from base 618 to 1808 and encodes 396 amino acids. Gene Ontology annotation, cellular component: plasma membrane. The transcript is spliced from 3 exons. Gene Ontology annotation, biological process: detection of chemical stimulus involved in sensory perception of smell; sensory perception of smell. The record is from RefSeq and is a predicted model, not a curated record.
UAUAGUGAAGGGUCUACAAUAACAUUUUUUUACGGUCAGCUAAAUCACUUAAUUUGAGAUACUUAAUAUAAAAAUGCAAAUUAUGCCUAAUUAAUUUCAAUGCAAUUUGUGAAAUGUUGGCAAAAGUAUUGUCUACUUUUUGGCUGCCCUUGAAAUACGUUCAACGAAAGCGAGAGUGAGAAAGAGGGACAGAGAGAUAGAGAGUGAGGUAAAACUAAAGUAAGAGAGGGAGAGGUGCAAAAGCUUUGCGCUAAUUGCGUCGCAUUCGAUUCAUUAGCAACAACAGCAACAGCAGAUAACAAAUUUCAUACCCGGUAGCCAAAGCUUGAAAGGGUAUUACAAAGGGAAAAUUUACUUAAUAUAAAAAGAGACUUAUUAUUGAUUGACCCUUCAAAUCAAUUUACAAUGAACGCAACCACAAUGUAAACAAUAAUUAUCAAUAAAAACCCACAAUUAGACCAAAAACAGUUAUUAAACGAUUUUGUAAGCAGUCAGCUCUGCAUUUGUGACCACAAUUUAAAUACAUAAUUGAUUGCGACUAAAAUCGUGUGUGGCUAUAAAAGAGCGUGUAAAGCGCGUUUGAACUUCAAAAAGUAUUAACGAAAAAAGGACGCACAAUGCCGAUAGCCAAAAUGGAUAGUUUCCUGAAGUACGCCAACUUCUUCUACACGGCAGUUGGAAUUGAACCUUAUACAAGAGUUUCACGCAAAAGUGCGCCUAGCAUAUGGAUUAGUUUUGUCUUCUGGUCCAAUAUUAUAAAUCUAAGUUUGGUUCUUCUGGGUGAGACUGUCUAUGUGCUGAUUUCCUUUGCCACUGGAGAACACGUCGUGGAGGCCAUCAUGGUGAUGUCCUACAUUGGCUUCGUACUCGUCGGGAUGAACAAAAUGGCAUUUGUCUGGUGGAAGAAAGAAUCGCUGAGUGGCAUCAUGCACCAACUGGAGGAACUCUUUCCACGCACGAAGGAGACUCAGUCAGAGUAUCAAUUGGAUAGAUAUCUGGAGAGUUGCUCUCGCCUGAGUUUGACCUUCUCGCUGCUCUACUCUGUGCUCAUCUGGACCUACAAUCUGUUUAACAUUGCGCAGUACUUCGUCUACGAAUUGUGGCUCAAGACACGCAUCGUAGGACUCACUCUUCCCUAUAUGAUGUAUAUCCCUUGGCACUGGGAAGGAAAUUGGUCGUAUUAUCUGCUGCUCUUCUCGCAGAACUUUGCUGGCUACACUUCGGCAGCUGGACAAGUUUCAACUGAUCUCUUGCUCUGCGCUGUGGCCACUUUGAUCAUCAUGCACUAUGAUUAUCUGGGCAGGAUUAUAGAGUUUAAGCAGCUGAGUGGAGAUUGGUCGCAGGAUUCGCGUUUCUUGGCACAGGUUGUGCAAUAUCAUGAACGUCUUUUGAGCUUGUCAGCGGAACUAAAUGAGAUCUUUGGUGUGCCGCUCUUGCUCAACUUUCUCAUCUCGUCGUUUGUCAUAUGCUUUGUGGGCUUUCAAAUGACAAUCGGAGUGCCGCCCGAUCUAAUGAUCAAAUUACUCUUGUUCUUGGUCUCCUCGCUGUGUCAAGUGUAUUUGAUUUGCCAUCACGGACAGCUGAUUGCCGAUGCAAGCUCUGGCAUUGCUCUGGCUGCCUAUAAACAAGAUUGGAGCUUCGCUGAUGUCAGAUAUCGCAAGACUUUGGUCUUUAUUAUUGCUCGCUCCCAGAAGCCAGCUUUUCUCAAAGCAACUGUUUUCAUGCAGAUCACCAGAGGCACAAUGACUGAGCUGCUGCAAUUGUCCUACAAGUUCUUUGCUUUGCUGCGUACCAUGUACGCCAAGUAAACUUGACUAAAUACCAAAGAG